CUUUACCGACAGUCGCUCUCGGGCAUGUUGUUUUUCAACUCGUGUUCAUUGCAUGUGCUGAUCUCAGUUCGAAAUAAGCUCUUCUUUCACUCUGUUGCUUUCCAAGAUAAAUUCGACGUAGUUUAUAGGGUUUCUGUACGUGGAAUUUAGAUUUAAAUUAAGAUGAAGUUUUACGAAAUGGGUAUAGUUUUGAAACAUCCAUGGGAGCAGGUCGUACAGUCGUUUUGGCAGCGUUAUCCAAAUCCCUACAGUAAACAUGUUUUGACUGAGGAUACUGUACAGAGAGAGUUGGUAUCUGGAAAACUACGCUCUAUCAGAUUCCUGACUAAAACUGGACAAGGCCCACGCUGGGCAGACAAGUUUGUCCCUCAUCAACUUGUUGGGAUAAUUGAAGAAUCUAUCGUUGACCCUAAGAAACAGAGUUUAACAACUUAUACCCGCAACAUUGGUUAUAACAAAAUAGUGAGCAUUACAGAGAAGGUGGAAUAUCACCAAGACCCAACUAACCCCCAACAGACACUUGUGCAAAGGCAGGCCUGGAUUGAAUCGCAGUUCCAUAUUGGAACUCUUAGACGCCCAAUUGAGGCUUUCAUAUAUGAUCGUUUCCGUAAAAACUGCACCAAGGCUUCAAAUGGAUUCCAAUGGGUUUUGUCCAAAAUGUGGACCAAGGAACCAGUCAAUUCCCCAGUCAUUCUUAAUGAUAUUGCGCUAGAGGCAGCAAGACGAGCUACGACAAUUGCUUCCCAUGCAAACGCAAGACUCAGUUCUUAGAGAAAAACAUUCAUUCGUGUCUUUCAGUUGUAUUGUUGCACAUUCGGAACGCCAUUAGCCUUUAUAUGCAAUAUUUCAGAUCAUCUUAGGUGGUUUAGUUGGAACUCCUAAAGACCAAAUGUUUAUCAGUAAAUCAUGUACACGAAAAGCGGUUACUUCUAGGAAGUCGUAACAUUACCUUGUUUGUAACAGUAUCGUCACCUUAGGUGGUGAAAAAAAAAUAUAUUGUUUAUGUUUAUUGCUUUA
Molecule: messenger RNA, 1017 nt
Organism: Daphnia carinata
Lineage: Eukaryota; Metazoa; Arthropoda; Branchiopoda; Diplostraca; Daphniidae
Gene: prel
Product: PRELI domain-containing protein 1, mitochondrial-like
Exons: 4
Coding region: 163-771 (202 amino acids)
Biological process (GO): phospholipid transport
Cellular component (GO): mitochondrial intermembrane space
Molecular function (GO): phosphatidic acid transfer activity
Source: RefSeq, a predicted model, not a curated record